Messenger RNA from Spirodela intermedia, 5450 nucleotides. The record is from the annotation of a GenBank genome assembly. NCBI's taxonomy places the organism in Eukaryota, Viridiplantae, Streptophyta, Magnoliopsida, Alismatales, Araceae.
AUGGGAGCGUCGUCGGACUCGACGAAGGUGGUGCAGGAGCUUCUGCUAUACUGCGCGAGCGCCGCGCUGAGUUGUCUGGUGCUGUUCGUCGGGCUUCGGCAACUGGACCCCAACAGGGCGGCCAGCAAGAAGGCCCUCGAGCACAAGAAGGAGAUAGCCAAGCGCCUUGGCCGCCCCUUGAUCCAGACCAACCAAUACGAGGUAUCUAUCACGUAGUGCUUGCCUGCGGUCCUCUCCGAUUGCUCUCACAACGAAUUGUGAUUAAAUCUUUCUUUUUUUGCCUAGCAUGAAGUUGUUUUAGAGCUCUCUCCAACAUUCGAUAUGUGUUAUCCCUUGUGAGGACUUCAUGGUUUCAUGAUUGUUUGCUCCUUCAUUUACCGCUUUCAAUUAGCUUCACAUGCCUUUGAGGGGUUCUCCGUACAAGAAAAAGUACCUUCCCUUUCCCUUUCAAUCGAGCUUUUUUCGUCUGUUAUCCUUUAUUUCGGGUGACCAUGCGAUAUUCACACAUCGUCUGUCAAAAUAUUGCGUUGUUCUGCCCUUGAAAUGGUUCGUUUUAAACUUUUCCUUAUUUGGAAGUGGAUACUGUCACAUAGUCGUCAAGUAUGAAAAAUAAGAACUGGAAAAUAAGAACCGGAAUAUUCAAUGAACUUUAUUUCAAAAAAACAGAACUCCCCCUGCCCAAGUAAACUAUACACAUAGACGUCGUAUGCCGCUCUGUACCUUGAGCUUUCAAAGUGGAGGAUUCAUCUUCCUCCUCAUUAUGAAGCAUCCCUGUUCACUCUUUCACCCUUACAGCAAUGAUAAAAAGAGCUCUAUCCACAGCGCGGCUAUCAUCCCUAAAGAUGCGAUUUUUCAUUCCUUACAAAUGACCCACACUACUCAGUCCCUUUUGAGUUGUCAACUUGCCCACCCGAUUUCUCCAUGCCUACCGCCAGCUUAUGCCAAUCGUGCUGAAGAUCAUGGCUUAAUCUGCCAUUAGAAGCGACGACAAUUGAUUCAUUUCCUUCUCUUCCUCGUGAUAUAAAGUUCACGAAGUGUUUACACAAUCAAAUCAGAGGCUACUCAAUCUAAUUUAUUAUUUCUCCAUCCCUUGUCUUUCUAUCAAAUCGUCAUCAUCUUCCCACGCUUGUCUUUUAUGUAACCCUUCAGAGAAAGGAUUUAAUGAACAAGAAAUUAUUUCCGUGACAUUCUCCAUGGUGGCCAAUUUCAUGUAGGGUUCUUGGAUAAUAAAAACCUCUGCUGGAAAGACUUAAAGGUGAAAUCAUGUCUGGCCAACAUGUGGCCUGCAGCCUCUUCGAUGCUAUUACAAAUAAAGAGAGAAAGUUAUUGUUCAAUCUUAUGGUUCUAUAUCCUCAUUUCAGUCUGCCCAGCAUGCUAUAAAAGUAAAAAUCACUAGUUAUCGGCUAAGUUAACUCCUUGUAAAAUACAUUGUUAGCUAUUCAAUUUCUUCUUCUCCAUAUCAAUCCAAUGUUUCAGCUCAGAUCUUGAUGGAUUUCUCACUAUUGACUUUAAGCUCAGUUCCUUGAUUGUGGGAAACGUAAAUGAGUCAUUUUGAAGCAACGCAAGCCAGGAAAACAGUUGAAAGUUUUCUUGUAAUUACACCACGCAAUUGAAAAGUUUUUUUUUUUUCACCCAUGCCUACUGCUUGGGCUGUUUUCUUUCGUUUGCUUGCAUGAACUUUUGAAACUUAUUCUUUUGGUUUGCCCUGCUGAAUAUGUGUUAUUUAUUCUCUGGGAGUAUGCUCACAGUUUUGCAUUGAUCUUUGUGUUUUUUUUUUUUUUUGCUUUUUGGGUGCAUUCAACUUGGGAACUUUCUUUCUUCAAGCUUUACUCAGUACUGUUAAGCAUUUAUGUGCUUUCAUUUUUUUUCUAACGAUUUAUGUAAUGUGUAGGAUGUAAUCGCAUGUGAUGUUAUAAAUCCUGACCAUAUCGAUGUGGAGUUUGACUCUAUUGGAGGUUUGGAUGGCAUUAAGCGUUCGCUAUAUGAAUUGGUUAUCCUUCCUUUGCGGAGACCUGAGCUCUUUGCACAUGGGAAACUUCUUAGUCCUCAAAAGGGUGUGUUACUGUAUGGACCACCUGGGACGGGAAAGACAAUGCUUGCCAAAGCCAUUGCAAAAGAAUCAGGAGCAGUUUUUAUCAAUGUGAGGGUAUCUAAUUUGAUGAGUAAAUGGUUUGGAGACGCACAGAAACUUGGUAUGGAGAAACUGUUUACCCAGCUUCUGUUAUUGAUUUAUGCAUUGGAAUGUGUAUUACAAUCACCUUUUUUGUAUAUCAAAAUUUCUGGAUGCAGCUUUUGGUUGCAAUGAGUAUGCAGUCAUGGGAUCAUUUUGAUUAUUUCCAGUUGACUAAUCGGUUUCCCUCAUCUCUUUUAAUUGUGUAUUCAUUACAUCGCAAGUUUUCUUGCUCUUGCAACAUGCACAUGGCACAAUCCAUUAAAGAUAUAUCUUCCGUUCUUCUAUUUUUCUAUUUGAAUAUUAUUUUAUUUAUUUUUAAUUUCUUGUAUUUUCUUUAUCAUUAUCUAUCUUCUGUGCCUGCCAACCGCUUGUGAUUGCUUAGUCCUAGUCUGUCUCUGCCAAGCUUAUGGCCUGAUUUGGGAGUUUAGGCCUGCAUUGACAGCCUGCUGAAAGGCAUUUUCGGAUUUUUAUAUAUAGCUAGUGGCACGAAUGGAAUGAUGUGUGCUUUUGUGCUCCCUUUUGGUUUAGCAUGAACAUCCUUCAAAUUUUUAAUUAGCAGCUGAAUGAUAAAUUUACAUUUUGUAUGAUAUUUCGUUUAUCUAUAUUUUCAGUUAGUAGUCCAACUUUGUGAGUUAGGCUGGCCUCGUCAGUUCUUGAUAUGUGAUUGUUUUUUUUUUUCUGGACGUUUGCAGUGACAGCUGUCUUUACCUUGGCCUACAAACUCCAGCCUGCUAUCAUAUUUAUUGAUGAAGUUGAUAGUUUCUUGGGUCAGCGGCGUACUACGGAUCAUGAAGCCAUGACUAACAUGAAAACAGAAUUUAUGUCAUUGUGGGAUGGAUUUACCACUGACCGUAAGUAUUUGAAAUAUCACCUGUCAUUAUCUCUUGCAUUCUUCUUAUGCUUUUAUGGCUUCAAAGCAUUGUUGUAUCUCUUGGCCUGCAAAUCAUUUUUUGGGCUCUACUUGUGUCAUCUUCAGUUGGUGUCAUACAGCAUUCGAAUCUAUCUUGUGGUCUGCCAGUUUCAUCUGAUAUUUUCGCUUGAGAGAGGGAGGGAGGGAGAUUAUUAACGCUGCUCUGAGGGCAGUCAUGCAUAAUUUGGGAUGAAUUAGAACUGCAUAGGUAAUAUCAGAGAAACAUGGAAGGAAAAAAUGGUCAAGUUGAUUGAUAACUGUCAUGACUUGUAACAGGUGAUUGUUAUCAAUUCUUAACAUGCCAACCAAUCCCUCAUUUACUCUUCCAUUUGUCGGUUGAUCUGAUGUCAACAAGUGUCAGUACAGUUUCUCUUGCACUUUCAAUUUUCUGGCUAAUCAAUUAUCCGCGAUUGAAUUUUCCAACAUGCUAGCCAGUAAGUUUGCUGUCUUAAAGAAAUAUAAACAAUUUUCCGCAAUUGGGUUUUUCUUUUCUUGGAUUCGAAAAUGAAAACAAUUGGGUUUUCAGUGGAUCCUUACUUUCAGAAUCUCUCUCUAUCGUGUUUUAUUGUUGGUAACGAAAGGGUCCUUAUCGAGAUAAAGGGUCAAAAGUGUUAUUUUUAUCAUUUUGUUGCCCUAUGUUAUAUUUAUCUUAUUGAAUUCUCACUAUGGUAGCUCAUCUAUUUUGCUAAGCACAAGUGUGUUUAUGUUAUCCAUGUCAGGUGGGGGGGCUGCGUUCUAGCUUCCAUGUGGAAGUUCAUGUAGAAUAAAUAACUUUGGGCUCUCUUCUUGUGGUUUAUGCAGAAAAUGCCCGCGUAAUGGUCUUAGCUGCUACAAACCGUCCAUCUGAGCUGGACGAGGCAAUACUUAGGCGUCUCCCUCAAGCUUUUGAAAUCGGAAUCCCUGACCAGACUGAGAGGAUUAAGAUACUGAAGGUGAUUUUGAAAGGGGAAAGAGUAGAAGAAGACCUUGAUUAUGAUUAUAUAGCCAGCCUGUGUGAAGGGUUCACUGGAUCAGACCUGUUUGAACUCUGCAAGCAAGCUGCUUAUUUCCCUCUCAGGGACUUAUUGCAAGAAGAAAGACAAGGGAAAAAGUCCCCUGUGAGUUUACCUUCCUCUUUUUCAUUAACAUAUUUUAUUUCAGCUUUACUGUACUUGGUUUUGGAAACAUUUCUUUGCGGAAUUCACUUGGAGUUGUGAAGGGGUCGAUUACUGUCUAGAGGAUGUUGAUAAAUUCAUCGCAUUUCUCACGAAAUUCUUGCGUAUUCCCUUCAAAGAGAUUGUUCAUGAGGCUGCAAUAGCAUUCAAUAUCUACUUACCGUUUUUGUAGUCAUAUAACUCAUGGUUCUGCUACCAUUUUCAAAAUGUCUGAAUCUGCAAAGAACUGCUUGACAAUUUGAACUUGGAGCCACAAAACCUAGGAAACCUUUUUUUCCAUGAUUGAGUUCGAUUAUAUCGCCUAUUUUUGUAUUGCCUAAAGAUAUAAUCCGAUUAGUAGGCGAGGGCCGAUCGUUUGAGCCUCUCUCCUGAGUAGAGUCGAUUGUCAUCUUGACGGCAAGAUAAUCUUUACUUUCUCUCUCUAGAUUCUAUUUCUAGAGGGCUCUUCUGUGAUUAUACUUGGGAUCAGUAUCCAUUGUUGCCAUGCCCAAGUAAUUCUGAGGUUGGCAAUUAAUCUGUGGAGAGGAAAAAUACCAUUUUUGUCCACGUGUGGUGACUAGCUAUUUUUGGAUAAUCUUCACUUCUUAGAGCACUCUACACUUCAGGGACUUCUUACAGGUCUUCAUAAUUAUUAUUUUUUAAGUAUCUAUAAUUAUCUCUACCAUCAUAAGUUCGUGUUCUUUCAGUGUUGUGGUUGAAGAUUGAUCACCUGAACUAUUAUUUCUUUAAUUAGUUACUCAUAAUAGUAUUAUCAACUCCGGAUCUAAUCCUCUCUCUCUCUCUCUCUCUCUCUCUCUCUCUCUCUCUCUCUCUUUCUCUCUCUGUGUUCUUUCAAUAUGGUAUGAUCGAAGAUUAAUAACUUAGACUCUUUUUUUCUUAAGUACAUAGUCACAUAGCUGAGUUAACUCCAAACCUAAUCAUCUCUCUCUCUCUCUCUCUCUCUCUCUCUCUCUAUCUAUCUAUCUAUCUAUGCUUGUAGAUCCCGAGGGCGCUGUUGCAGACAGAUCUAGAGAAUGCCCUCUUAGCGUCCAAGAGAAUUAAGGCGGCGACGGGCGACUACCAGUUUGGGUCCCCUUCUUCGCUGUCGAGGAACGGCGAGGACGAGAGUCACUUGGCGCAGAACACUUUCUCGGAGAUCUACAAGCUCAUGUCUCGCAUUGUCAACAGCAACAACACCGCCGCCAACCCGCCGCCAGAAUCGGACGACCCUUGA